AGUAGGAGAAAAAAAGUCGAAGUAAGUGGGAGCGUUUAAUAUAGGUUUUCUUGUAGAAUCAUAAAAAAAAUCGAUUAAAAAGCCUAUUUCAUUAAUUUAAUCACCUGUGUACUAAAAGAGUUAAAAAAAUCUUGUUUCUACUGAAAAAGCGAUAUAAUUUGCGCUUAUUAACAAACGUUCAAAGUGUGUAUCGCUUGCCAUUUACGUCAGCAGUGACGCUGGCAAAGUCAAAGAGCUUUUAGCGCCGGGCCACCCAUCCAAUCAAGAACAUGGUUAAUUUUUGCUUUCUCUGCCACUGCGAAAUACAUUGAUUAAAUAAAUAUAAUAUUUAAGUGUCUUUGUUGUUCGUUUAUGUUUAAAAAUAAAUCAGACGCGGACGGGCAAUAACAAAUCAAAACUAAAAUUGGCCUUGUAGCGGACCACAAAAACAAUUUAAAAUUGAAUUUGGCUUAUUUUUUUUUUUUAACUUUCUCAAGAAAAAUUAAAAUAAACAACCAGCCUUGCAGUGCGGAAUAUAUGUACAUAUGUAUGUACGUACACAUAAAUCAAGUAAGACUGAAAAUCCGGAAAGUUAAUCGAUAAUGUACAUGGGCGACUGAGAUUUGUGAGCAAUCGUGCUCUAAUGCUUCCUUUAAACAAAAAGUGGACCGGGUAGCACAGCGCAUUUGCCAAUUUUUUCAACCAAACUAAACACAAUGAAUUAUGAAAGCGUUUAUAUGUACAUCUGCGUUGUAAAUUUAGCACGUAUCCGCAUUUUGUUAAUUACUUUGGGCUGUGUCACAUUUCAUUUGAAGUGAAUACGAGCGUUACGGGCCAUUUGAAAGGUUUAGUUGCUUACAGUCGCGUAAAAAACUUAACUUACGAAAUAUUCUUUGCUUGUCGCAAUUGGACUCACAAAUUGAAGCAGCGCUUUUUCGGAAUAAAUUAGCAAAUUUAUUUUUGAACUGUGAUAUAAUAACACGUGUAAAGCAGAAAUUGUAAUAUUCUCACACAUACAAUUAUCGACACCCUCUUCUUAAAGAAAUUUAAAAUACCAACAAACACGCCAAAAGAUGUCACAAAAUCAGUCAUACUUUUGGCAAACCACCAAACAUAAUGUUUAUCUCAAACGUUCCGCCAGAUUGCAAAUGCUCAUAGCAUUAAUGGCCGUAUUGACAUUCUCCACCAUAUGUCAGGCGGAGGUAGCACGCAGAGAAAUAGAUGAAAGUGUUGCAACACUAGGUGUACCAAGCGCCUUCCCCGAUGACACGCAAUUUAUGAAAGAUGCCGUAAAUGGAAAUGCAGACAAUGAAUUGAAUGAAAGUGAUGCCACCAAGGAAACUAAAACUAAUUCCGGUUUUAUCGAUGCGUUCUCCGCAUCGAUAUCAGUAAUAUUAUUUACUGAAUUAGGUGAUAAGACUUUCUUCAUUGCUGCCAUAAUGGCGAUGCGCCAUCCGCGCCUAAUCGUCUUUGCUGGCGCCAUAUCAGCGCUGGCGCUGAUGACCGUACUCUCGGUGGUGUUCGGCAUGGCAGCUACCAUUAUUCCUAAGAUUUAUACAUACUACAUUUCAACGGCGUUGUUUGCCAUAUUCGGCUUGAAAAUGAUCUAUGAAGGUUAUUUCAUGAAGGACAGCGAUGCGCAGGAGGAAUUUGAGGAGGUGCAAUCGACUUUGCGUAAACGUGAAGAUGAGUUGAUGCGUAAGAAGCACGGCAAAUACGAUGAUGCCGAUGCCAAGCGCAAAAACAGCAACUCAGACAAAGAAGAUGAGGGUCUAGAGCGUGGCGCUGGCGUCACCACCACCAUCAGCAGCGGCUGCACCCCCACCACCGCCACCACCAUCGCUGUCGUCACACAAAACACAAAUCCCGAAAUGUCGCAUCGACAACGCAAACACAAUAAUAAUCAUUUAAAAAAUACUAAUAAUAAAAAUGGCUGUGAUGUUAACAAGGACGGCGCUGAUUCGGACAAUAGCAGUUGCCAUGAAAACGAUAUCUUCCUAAAUGGUGUGAAUGGUGGUGUUGGUGUUGGUGAUGUUACCAUUAUUGGUGGUGAUAGCUUGAAAAGAUCCAACUUCCACAGCAGUCCUGCACUGUCGGCGUCCGUGCUUUCGAAUCAAACCGAACAAACGAAUUGUGAUGAAUUUACUAAUAGUCCAAAUAAGCUUAAUUUUAAUUCCCAAAAUGAUAGCGGCAACGACGAUAAUGCUAUUAAUGGCAUUGACGCUGACGUUGAAGAUGAUGAUGAUGAUGAUGUUGCGACCGUCGAUAGUGGUCAUGGUGGCACACCGAUACAUGGCAAACGUGGAAAACAACAACUCACAAAAUCAGGCACCAGUAAUAGUAUAACUAGUUUGAAUAGUCUCAACUUAAACUCAAACGGCAGCUUUGGCAGCGGCGGCGUAGUGACGGUUGUAGGCGGUGGCGUCGUCGGUGGACAGCCGAAUGGCGAGUUGAAGCAACUCGGUGGCAGCAAGAAGCGG
Messenger RNA from Rhagoletis pomonella (apple maggot), 2459 nucleotides. RefSeq lists its product as uncharacterized. Gene Ontology annotation, molecular function: calcium ion transmembrane transporter activity; manganese ion transmembrane transporter activity. The transcript has 5 exons. Gene Ontology annotation, biological process: manganese ion transmembrane transport; Golgi calcium ion homeostasis; Golgi calcium ion transport. Lineage: Eukaryota; Metazoa; Arthropoda; Insecta; Diptera; Tephritidae. The record is from RefSeq and is a predicted model, not a curated record. Gene Ontology annotation, cellular component: Golgi apparatus. The annotation marks the transcript as partial.